Messenger RNA from Myxozyma melibiosi, 1432 nucleotides. RefSeq names its product eukaryotic integral membrane protein-domain-containing protein. The record is from RefSeq and is a predicted model, not a curated record. The coding region runs from base 303 to 1409 and encodes 368 amino acids. Gene Ontology annotation, biological process: retrograde vesicle-mediated transport, Golgi to endoplasmic reticulum. NCBI's taxonomy places the organism in Eukaryota, Fungi, Ascomycota, Lipomycetes, Lipomycetales, Lipomycetaceae. The transcript has 2 exons. Gene Ontology annotation, cellular component: Golgi apparatus; membrane.
GAGAAGCAGAAGCUGUGCAGCCGGCUGCUUUUGCUCUGUUGCCGUUUUUGCGUGCUGAUGUCGUGUGUCUGAGGUCUGAAAGCGAGUGCUGCUGCUGCAAUUGGUUUUAUAUCUGCUGCAAUUGACCUGGUUCCGUCGACUGAACUCGGCUCCUCGAACCCUGCCUGCUGCAUCGUCUGCUUCUACGGCUCGUUCUGCUUUGAUCCUCGACUUCUUCGCUUUGAUCCUCGACUUCUUCGCUCGAGACACCUCAAUUCUCUCUAUACCCCUCAAUCACCCUCUCCUUCCUCCUCCCACACAGCAUGGCCCGUCUGGCUUUGUCGCAGACCGGCUCCGGCCUGCUCAGAGUCAACCUCCCGCCCCUUACCAGAACCGCAGUCGUUAUCACAGUCAUCCUCUCCGCGGUCGUGGCCAUCAUCCGCUACUCUGCCUACUUCACCAUGCGCGCCGCCAACCCGGAAAACAAACUGCCGCUCUCCUCCGUCUACGUCUCGUACCUGACCGUCGUCCCCGCCAGCUCCAUCGUCUUUCCCUGGACAUUCAUUACUGCCUCAUACAUCGAGCAGAACAUUCUGAGUCUGCUGAUUUCCGUCGCAACGCUUGCAUAUGGUGCAAAGUACUGUGAGCGCGUCUGGGGAUCGAUGGAGCUCCUCAAGUUUCUGGCUAUCGUCGGAGUCGCCUCCAACUUUGUCGUCUUUUUCGUCUGCAUCGUUAUCUAUGGCAUAACUCGACACUCUGAUAUAGGAUUCCUCACAAUCUGCGGAGGCGUUGCCCUGCAAUCUGGCUUCCUCGUGGCCUUCAAGCAGCUCGUGCCUGAGCACGCCGUCGUGCUCUUCAGGGGCCUCAUCAAGAUCCGCGUCAAGCAGCUUCCCGCCAUCUUCCUGCUCGUCAACACCAUCAUCGGUCUCUUUGGCGGCCGCGUCAAAGCCAUGCUCACCUGGGCCGGCUUCUUCACCUCCUGGAUCUACCUGCGCUUCUACCGCGUCUCCAACCUCCCUUUCGACAACGACCUCUAUACCGCCUCGUCCCCUGGCGGCCUGCCCGCGCCCGUCACGGCCGAACCGACAACCACAAAAGGCGACGCGUCCGACACGUUCUCGCUCGCGAAUUUCUUCCCCGACGCCAUCGCGCCGUUCAUCGGCUUCAUCUCCGACAAGACCUUCAACUUCUUUGUCACGCUGCGGCUGUGUACGCCUUUUUCGCAGGAAGACGUCGAGGCUUCAAACAUGCGCAACGGACAGCUGCGGCAGCGGUUUGUGGCGCCGUUGCCGGGAAGCGCGCGAGCAGAGGCGGAGCGGCGUCGCGCGUUGGCGUUGAAGGCUUUGGAUCAGCGGUUGUCGCAGAGUAAGAAGGACACGACCGGCGCGCUGGGCGAGACUACAUUCACGCCGGAGGAUAAUCAGAGUUAGAUAAUAAUAAUGCAUUUACGGUU